This is a messenger RNA of Sungouiella intermedia, 180 nucleotides long. The record is from the annotation of a GenBank genome assembly. NCBI's taxonomy places the organism in Eukaryota, Fungi, Ascomycota, Pichiomycetes, Serinales, Metschnikowiaceae.
AUGGACCCACAGAGAAUUAUCAGAUUGCAAAAGUUGUACCAGCACUCCAACAAGGAGUUGUGGUUGAGAGGACCACGCUCUAAGGCUUUGGUGUACCCAUUCUACGGUUUGUUCGCCGUUUCCACCGCUUGCAGUUUGUACUGGACUGGCAGAGCCAUUGCCGGUUUGAAGGACGAGUAA